Molecule: messenger RNA, 1514 nt
Organism: Salvelinus namaycush (lake trout)
Lineage: Eukaryota; Metazoa; Chordata; Actinopteri; Salmoniformes; Salmonidae
Product: GTP-binding protein SAR1a-like
Exons: 7
Coding region: 83-679 (198 amino acids)
Biological process (GO): endoplasmic reticulum to Golgi vesicle-mediated transport; membrane organization; intracellular protein transport
Cellular component (GO): endoplasmic reticulum exit site; COPII vesicle coat
Molecular function (GO): GTP binding; GTPase activity
Source: RefSeq, a predicted model, not a curated record
AGUCAUUCACGGGAAAAAAGCCUUGACCAAAAGUAACGGGACGGAGUGUUAGAGCCACGGACACAAGGUGAAGAUAACAGACAUGUCGUUUAUAUUUAACUGGAUCUACAGAGGCCUCUGUGGUGUGCUGCAGUUACUAGGUUUGUAUAAGAAGUCUGGGAAGCUGGUGUUCCUUGGUUUGGACAAUGCUGGAAAAACAACACUACUGCACAUGCUCAGAGAUGACCGACUGGGACAGCAUGUGCCAACACUACAUCCCACAUCAGAAGAGUUAACCAUUGCUGGGAUGACAUUCACAACAUUUGAUCUUGGUGGUCACACACAAGCCAGAAGAAUCUGGAAGAACUACCUCCCAGCUAUAAAUGGUAUAGUCUACCUGGUGGAUUGUGCAGACCAUGAGAGACUACAAGAAGCCAAAAUUGAACUGGAUGCGCUGUUAACAGAUGAGACCAUCUACAACGUGCCUGUACUUAUCCUCGGGAAUAAGAUCGACCGUCAAGAGGCAAUCAGUGAAGACGCACUCCGAGGGAUGUUCGGACUCAUUGGACACACUACCGGAAAGGGAAAUGUGUCACUGAAGGAGCUGAACCUGAGGCCCAUGGAGAUCUUCAUGUGUAGUGUUCUGAAGAGGCAGGGAUACGGAGACGGUUUCCGCUGGCUCUCACAGUACAUUGACUGAUCGAUCCAUCACUAUUUCUCAUACUAGAUUCACACUAUACAGCCAACCCAAACCUUACUGGGUGGGCUAGAUUAUUUCAAAAUAAAAUGGUCAUUUCCAGCAUGGUUCAAGCAACUAUGAUGGAUGUGUAACAAGUUCAGGUCAGCCAAGUACAUAAGAGGACAUGCCUCACGAAUCUACCCGCUGGAAAAGCUAUUAACUGCUAGCGUGCUAUAUUUAUUGUAAUUUUUACGUUUGACAAAGUGUGGCCUCAAUAAGUAAAUAUAUUUCUAAGAAAAAUAUAUUUUUAUUGAUACAGUAUUUAUACUCUUUGUGUUUUGGACAUAUUUCUUUGGGUUCAAACAGUGUUGAAAUAUGCAGGGUUAGUAAUUGUUUGAUAGUAGAAUAGUAAAAUCUAUUAAUAAUUGGUACACCAUUUUAUAGUCUGAGCCCUAUGUAGUGAAUUCAAACUUCAAAACCUGCAAACCCAAUAUUGUGUAGUUUACACGUUGCGUCAUUUUCAAUAAUGAUCUGUUACUUUCUGAAAGUACUGUGGUGGUGUGCAUUUUGAAUCAUACCUCACAUGAUGUCAGUCAAACAGUUUUAUUAUUACAGUAUUAUUUCCCCUCCCACUUAUGAUGAAGUUCCAGGGACAUGUCAUCGCUUUGAACCAGUUCAUAACCCUGGUUUAUUUUUAAGUCGCUGGCAUUGGAUUUCAGAGGGGUUAUUGGUGUAACAGUUCCGCGUUUGUGUCUUUUAGACAUUGCUGCUCUCUCCUUCCACGUACAUUUGAAGUCGGAGGUUUACAUACACUUAAGGUUGGAGUCAUAAAAACUCGUUCUUCAACCACUCCACA